Perognathus longimembris pacificus (Pacific pocket mouse) is the source of this 1416-nucleotide messenger RNA. RefSeq names its product RNA 3'-terminal phosphate cyclase (gene Rtca). Gene Ontology annotation, cellular component: nucleus. The transcript is spliced from 11 exons. Bases 73 to 1173 code for a protein of 366 amino acids. Gene Ontology annotation, molecular function: RNA-3'-phosphate cyclase activity. The record is from RefSeq and is a predicted model, not a curated record. Lineage: Eukaryota; Metazoa; Chordata; Mammalia; Rodentia; Heteromyidae. Gene Ontology annotation, biological process: RNA processing.
AGCGGGCGGCUCCUCUUUCUCCUGCCUGGGUGGAGGCGCGGUCACUGCGGGCCGGGUCCCAGGGUGUCCCCCAUGGCGGGGCAGCGGGUGGCGGUGGACGGCGGGAUCAUGGAAGGGGGCGGCCAGAUCCUCAGGGUCUCCACAGCUCUGAGCUGUCUGCUGGGCCUCCCUCUGCGGGUGCAGAAGAUCCGCGCGGGCCGCAGCACGCCCGGCCUGAGGCCUCAACAUUUAUCUGGACUGGAAAUGGUUCGGGAUUUGUGUGAUGGACAGCUGGAGGGGGCAGAAAUCGGCUCAACAGAAAUAUCCUUCACACCAGAGAAGAUCAAAGGGGGAAUCCACACAGCAGACACCAAGACAGCAGGGAGUGUGUGCCUCUUGAUGCAGGUUUCAAUGCCCUGUGUUCUAUUUGCUGCUUCUCCAUCAGAACUUCGUUUGAAAGGCGGAACUAAUGCUGAAAUGGCCCCCCAGAUUGAUUAUACCAUGAUGGUCUUCAAGCCAAUUGUUGAAAAAUUUGGUUUUAAAUUUAAUUGUGACAUUAAAAUGAGGGGCUAUUACCCAAAAGGAGGUGGUGAAGUGCUCAUGCAGAUGUCUCCAGUUAAACAGUUAAACCCAAUAAAUUUGACUGAUCGUGGUUCUGUGACAAAGAUCUAUGGGAGAGCAUUUGUUGCAGGUGUCCUGCCAUUUAAAGUAGCAAAAGAUAUGGCAGCAGCGGCUGUGAGAUGCAUCAGAAAGGAGAUCAGAGAUCUGUAUGUUAACAUCCAGCCUGUUCAGGAGCCCAGGGAUCAAGCAUUUGGCAAUGGCAGUGGACUAAUCAUUAUUGCUGAGACAUCCUCUGGCUGUUUGUUUGCUGGAUCAGCACUUGGCAAACGAGGUGUGAAUGCUGACAAAGUUGGAAUUGAAGCUGCUGAGGUGCUGUUAGCAAAUCUUAGACAUGGUGGAACUGUGGAUGAAUACCUUCAAGAUCAGCUAAUUAUUUUCAUGGCACUAGCCAAUGGAAUUUCCAGAAUAAAAACAGGACCAGUUACGCUCCAUACACAAACUGCUAUCCAUUUUGCUGAACAACUAGCAAAGGCCAAAUUCACUGUGAAGAAGUCAGAAGAUGAAGAGGAUGCCUCUAAAGAAACUUACAUUAUUGAGUGUGAAGGAAUUGGGAUGACCAAUCCCUAUCUAUAGGGUGUUUGCUUCAGUGAUGUAUUGCACUAAGUGUUUCACACCUGCUAUAAUACAGCAGAUUCGAAGCAUGUUCUUAAAGGGCCCGACUGGACUUGAGGAUGAAGUAUGAUGUUCUAGAUUUGCUUUACCAGUAUCUUACUUGGAAUCUCUCCUGAGAUAUGGACAAUGCCAUAAGAUUUGAUGGAUAUGUAUGAUUUCAGUAUUUAAAUAUUGAAAUAAAAGUUUCUUGGUACCUGAGGUAAA